Molecule: messenger RNA, 7230 nt
Organism: Blastomyces dermatitidis ER-3
Lineage: Eukaryota; Fungi; Ascomycota; Eurotiomycetes; Onygenales; Ajellomycetaceae
Product: pre-mRNA splicing helicase
Exons: 2
Coding region: 249-6923 (2224 amino acids)
Cellular component (GO): nucleus
Molecular function (GO): ATP binding; nucleic acid binding; ATP hydrolysis activity
Source: RefSeq, a predicted model, not a curated record
GCUUCAACAAAUAGCAUUUUCUCUUGCUGGAUUCUGUCCCUUUUUUACAACCCAUAGCGCCUGCGAAUCAAGCAUUCUUGAGCCUGAAUUUCGCGUGCUAUUUCAAGCAAUGAGGCCAGGCUCCUGAAUUAUCUUUAUUCCUGUCUUUGUCUGCAGGGUUUUCAUAGACUUCUACCUUUCGACUGCAUCUACGCUACGGUCAACCAGCGCGAAACAGCUCUUGACAAUAUUCUGGUACGGCAGUCAAGAUGGCGGAUCCAAAUAAUGUGUCGCAGUACAAGUACUCGGCGAUGUCCAACCUGGUUCUCCAGGCGGACCGUCGUUUUGUAACUCGCCGCACAGAUGAGGUUACGGGCGACCCGGAGUCUCUCGCCGGUCGCAUUAAUAUCAAGGACAUGGGCACGCGGGCCUCAGGUGCGGAUGCUACAAAAAUCAGGAAGGCUCCAGUGGCCCCUAAGAAUAUCGAACGAGGUGCGAUUCGAGAAGGCGAAGAUGUUUUGCAACGAGAGCAACGAAAACGAAAGCGAGGAGAACAGGCACAGCUGAGGGGCGUGGGUAUCUUGUCGGCAGCAGACGCGCUCAUCGAAGGCCUAAAAUAUCGACCGAGAACUCCUGCGACAAGAGCAACUUAUGAUUUAAUCCUUACGAUGACUUCAAACCAUCUAGGAGACGUGUCUCACGAGGUUAUUCGAAGUGCUGCAGAUGCUGUACUAGAGCUCUUAAAAGAUGAAAAUAUGAAGGACUUCGACAAAAAAAAAGAGAUUGAUGACCUACUUGGAAGUACUAUGGGAGCGAAAGAGUUUAAUGAGCUUGUCAACCUAGGGAAGAAAAUCACAGAUUACGAUGCGCAAGAUGAAGACGAAAAUAUGGAAAACGGCGCAGAUGGUAUACAGGGUGGGGAGGAAUUAGAUGAGAGGCAAGGUGUAGCUGUGGUUUUCGAUGAAUCGGACGAAGAUGAAGAUAAUAUGGCUCGCGAGGUUCGAGAUGCGGACGAGCCUUCCGACGAGGACAUGUCUGACGAAGAGGAUCAACCCGGUUUAGAAGAGGUUGCAACCGCUGGCGGUGCCGCUGCUGAAAAUGAUGAGGCGGGCACACCCGAUGAAGAAAUAGUAAUCGAUGGCGCCGUGGAAGCAUCUCGUGAUGACAAAACCAAGAGUCGCUCGAACCUCGUCCCAAUUCGUGAAAUUGAUGCGUAUUGGCUCCAGCGAGAGAUUGGAUCGAUUUACAACGACGCACAUAUACAGCAAGAAAAGACUCAAGAGGCUUUGCGGAUGAUGGGGGAAAAGUCAGAAGAUGGAAAUGAAAGGCAGCUACGUGAUGUCGAAAAUGACCUGAUGGAACUUUUUGAUUACGACUACCCAGAGCUAGUAGGAAAGCUCAUUAUGAAUCGGGAUAGAAUUGUCUGGGUGACCAAAUGGAGGCGGACAGCGGAGGAUGCCGAGGCCAAAACCACACUUGAGAAAGAAAUGAUUGAGGCCGGUCACCGUGACAUUUUGGAUGAAUUACAUGGCAAGUCGUCUCGGGAAGCAGCGGCCGACCGACCUGGGAAAAGGAUGAAGGUUGACCUAAUGGACAUUGAUAUUCCCGGGCCCAAACCAGACCAAGCUGAAUCUAAGCCAAAAGAUGGUGUUCUAACGGGCGGACUCCAGCCAAAAAAGCUCAUCAACCUCGAUAAUCUUGUGUUUGAUCAAGGAAAUCACCUUAUGACUAACCCCAAUGUCAAAUUGCCACAAGGUUCAACAAAACGAACCUUUAAAGGAUAUGAAGAAAUUCACGUCCCAGCUCCGAAGCCAAAGAGGGACCCAGGUGAACGUCUUAUUCCCAUUUCAGAUCUUCCAGAUUGGGCACGUCCCGGAUUUAGGAACUCCCAAAAGCUCAACCGCAUCCAAACAAAGUGCUUCCCAACGGCCUUCAAAGAUGAUGGGAACAUGCUCGUUUGUGCCCCAACAGGCUCUGGGAAAACCAAUGUCGCCAUGCUUGCAAUACUACGUGAAAUUGGGAAAAAUCGCAAUCCUGACACUGGCGAGAUCAUGUUAGAUGACUUCAAAAUUGUCUACAUCGCACCUUUGAAAGCGCUUGUUCAGGAGCAAGUAGGGAAUUUCGGCGAAAGGCUAAAGCCCUACGGUAUUCGCGUCUCGGAACUUACUGGUGACCGGCAACUUACCAAACAACAAAUAGCUGAUACCCAGAUUAUAGUGACCACGCCUGAGAAAUGGGAUGUUAUCACGAGAAAAGCGACCGAUACCAGCUAUACCCGCCUUGUACGACUUAUUAUCAUCGAUGAAAUCCACUUGCUCCAUGAUGACCGAGGGCCCGUCUUAGAAAGUAUAGUGAGCAGGACAAUACGUAAAAUUGAACAAACAGGCGACCCAGUGCGACUGAUUGGUCUGAGUGCUACGCUCCCUAACUAUCGUGACGUGGGCAGCUUCCUGCGCGUUGAUCCUAUCAAUGCCCUUUUCCACUUCGAUGGUUCAUACAGACCGUGUCCACUGAAGCAAGAAUUUAUUGGUGUGACCGAUAAAAAGGCCAUUAAACAGCUGAAAACUAUGAAUGAUGUUUGCUAUACGAAAGUUCUUGAGCAAGUUGGUACAAAUAAGAAUCAAAUGCUAAUUUUUGUCCACUCGAGAAAAGAAACGGCAAAGACAGCCCGGUACAUUCGAGACAAGGCUGUUGAGAUGGAAACUAUUGGACAAAUUUUGAGAAGUGACGCAGCCAGCCGGGCUAUUCUCACGGAAGAAGCUGAUGCGGUCAACGACCCUGCAUUAAAAGACCUUAUGCCAUACGGUUUCGGUAUACAUCAUGCCGGAAUGAGUUUGGCUGAUCGUACCUCCGUUCAAGAGCUAUUCGCGGAUGGCAGUUUGCAAGUUCUCGUCUGUACUGCUACCCUUGCGUGGGGUGUCAAUCUUCCAGCCCAUACAGUCAUUAUCAAAGGUACACAAGUGUACUCGCCGGAGAAAGGCAGCUGGGUUGAGUUAAGUCCCCAGGAUGUGCUUCAAAUGCUUGGCCGUGCCGGCCGACCGCAAUACGAUACGUUUGGAGAGGGUAUCAUCAUUACGUCCCAGACCGAAAUGCAAUAUUACCUAUCUUUGCUGAACCAGCAACUUCCUAUCGAAAGCCAGCUGAUGAGCAAGCUUGCGGAUAAUCUAAACGCUGAGAUUGUGCUUGGAAAUGUACGCAAUCGUGACGAGGGAGUGGACUGGCUCGGUUACACUUACUUAUUCGUCCGAAUGCUUCGAUCCCCUGGUCUCUACAGUGUUGGCACGGAUUACGAAAACGAUGAAGCUCUCGAACAACGACGCGUAGAUCUCAUCCACUCUGCAGCAACAGUACUCGAAAAGGCUAACCUUGUCAAAUAUGAGAAAAAAACCGGAAGACUCCAAUCUACCGAACUUGGCCGUAUCGCUUCGCAUUAUUAUAUCACGCAUAGUUCUAUGAGUACAUAUAACUACCACCUUCAACCUAUGGUGUCCACAAUCGAGCUGUUCCGUAUAUUUGCACUCAGCGACGAGUUCAAAUACAUUCCGGUUCGACAGGAUGAAAAGCUAGAGCUAGCGAAGUUACUUGGUCGUGUCCCAAUUCCAGUGAAGGAAGGCAUUGAGGAACCUCACGCAAAAAUCAAUGUCCUCUUGCAGGCUUACAUAUCUCGUUUGAAGCUAGAAGGGCUAGCGUUAAUGGCAGAUAUGGUAUAUGUCACCCAAUCUGCGGGUCGUAUUCUUCGAGCAAUUUUCGAAAUUACGCUAAGAAAAGGCUGGGCCUCUGUCGCCAAAACUGCCCUCAACCUCUGCAAAAUGGCAGAAAAGCGCAUGUGGCCAACCAUGUCCCCUCUUCGUCAGUUUCCGUCGUGCCCCCGCGAAAUCUUGCAAAAGUCCGAAAGGAUUGAUGUUCCUUGGUCAACAUAUUUUGAUCUGGAUCCCCCUCGCAUGGGAGAGUUACUGGGCAGUUCUAAGUCAGGUCAAUUAGUUUGCGGCCUCGUCCAGAAGUUCCCGCGCCUCGAGGUGCAAGCCCAAGUUCAACCAAUGACGCGGUCAAUGCUACGUGUGGAACUCACCAUCACGCCUAAUUUCACCUGGGAUGAUGAUCUUCAUGGUGCCGUAGAAAGCUUCUGGAUUAUUGUGGAGGAUUGUGAUGGCGAAGAUAUCCUUUUCCACGACCAAUUUAUCCUUCGCAAAGAGUUUGCAGUUUCAGAAAUGAAUGAGCAUUUAGUCGAGUUCACUGUACCAAUAACAGAACCAAUGCCGCCGAAUUACUUUAUUUCACUCGUUUCGGAUCGAUGGAUGCAUUCGGAGACGAAGAUACCUGUUUCAUUCCAGAAGCUUAUUCUACCAGAGCGUUUUCCUGCUCAUACGCCAUUGUUGGAUAUGCAGCGGGUACCAGUCAAAGCUCUUAAACGACCUGAGUACCAAACGCUUUAUCCUUCCUGGGACCAUUUUAACAAGGUGCAGACACAGACUUUUAAAUCAUUGUUCGACACGGAUGACAAUGUUUUCCUAGGAGCCCCUACCGGGAGUGGGAAAACAGUCUGUGCGGAGUUUGCUCUACUUCAUCAUUGGUUAAAACCCAACCCUGGCAAAUCAGUUUAUAUUGCUCCCUUCCAAGAAUUGAUCGACUAUCGUGUGACCGAUUGGCAAACCCGAUUAGGCAAUCUCAACGGUGGGAAGAACAUUCUGAAACUCACAGGAGAAACCACUGCAGAUUUGAAAAUUCUCGAGCAAGCCGACCUAGUACUUGCUACGCCCAUUCAGUGGGAUGUCCUCUCACGGCAGUGGCAGCGCCGCAAGAAUGUACAAGCCGUUGAGCUCUUUAUCGCCGAUGAGCUGCACAUGCUUGGUGGUCAGGGUGGCUACAUCUAUGAGGUUGUUGUUUCGCGGAUGCAUUAUAUUGCCCUUCAGACUGAAAAAGACCUCCGGAUGAUUGGGCUGAGUGUCCCUCUGUCCAAUGCCCGGGACAUUGGGGAAUGGCUAGGAGCUAAAAAGCAUACUAUUUACAAUUUUAGCCCCCACGUACGCCCUGUUCCAUUAGAGCUGCACAUUCAGUCCUACACGAUCCCUCAUUUCCCAUCUCUCAUGCUUGCCAUGGCAAAACCUGUCUUUGCAUCGAUACUGCAGCUUUCUCCUGAUAAACCGGCGCUAGUGUUUGUACCUACGCGAAAACAGACACGCUCAACUGCUUUAGAUUUGCUGGCUGCUUGCAUUGCCGCAGAUGAUGAGGACAGAUUCUUACAUGCCGACGUUGAAGAGAUUUCCCCCCUGCUAAAGCGAAUCGACGAGCAAGCACUGGCAGAAUCUAUAUCACACGGAAUUGGCUAUUACCAUGAGGCUCUCAGCAACAGCGACAAGCGCAUUGUGACACAUCUCUUCAAAAUCGGUGCGAUACAAGUUAUGCUAGCCUCUAGGGAUGUUUGUUGGGAGAUCAAUUUCAAUGCACAUCUCGUUAUUAUCAUGAAUACCCAAUUCUUUGAUGGCCGAGAGCAUCGAUAUAUCGACUAUCCUAUCAGUGAGAUACUCCAAAUGUUCGGGAAAGCUUCCCGCCCUCUUGAGGACAAAAGUGGAAGGGGCGUGCUUAUGGUUCCCGCCGUCAAGCGCGACUACUACAAGAAAUUCCUAAAUGAAGCACUACCAAUAGAGAGCCAUUUGCAGAUAUACCUUCACGAUGCGUUUGUCACCGAGAUCAGCACUCGAACUAUUGCAUCUACACAAGAUGCUGUUGAUUGGAUGACAUACACCUAUUUCUAUCGCCGUCUCCUCGCAAAUCCUAGCUACUACGGCCUAACUGAUGUGAGCCACGAAGGCUUAAGUACGUUCCUCUCAGAGUUGGUUGAGAACACCCUUAAGGAGCUCUCUGAAGCCAAGAUCAUCGACCUGGACGAGGAGGAUGAUACACUCUCACCACUAAAUGCUGCAAUGAUUGCUGCAUACUACAACAUUUCGUUCAUCACCAUGCAAACGUUCUUGCUUUCUCUAACAGCCAGAACCAAGCUGAAGGGCAUUCUUGAAAUCGUGACAUCUGCUACUGAGUUUGAAAUGAUCCAGGUUCGACGCCACGAAGAGCAUAUUCUCCGUCGCGUGUAUGAUAGGGUACCAGUCAAGAUGUCGCAGCCAGUCUACGACUCACCACAUUUCAAGGCAUUCGUCCUUUUGCAGGCACAUUUCUCGCGCAUGCAGCUUCCGAUCGAUCUUGGCAAAGAUCAAGAAAUGAUUGUGGGCAAAGUGUUGAACCUCCUGAGUGCUUGUGUGGAUGUUCUGUCAUCCGAGGGCCACUUGAACGCGAUGAAUGCGAUGGAAAUGUCACAGAUGGUUGUUCAAGCUAUGUGGGACCGGGAUAGUCCAUUGAAGCAAAUUCCUCAUUUCGGCCCCGAGGUCAUCAUGGUGGCCAAUGAGUUCCAAAUCAAGGACAUCUUCGAGUUCAUGGAAGCCAUGGACCCAUCGGAGAACAAGGAUUAUGCAACUCUCGUCAAACGCUUGGGUCUUGACAACAAGCAGCUAGCACAGGCGGCAGAGUUUACGAAUAACAAGUAUCCCAACAUUGAUCUCGACUUUACUGUUCUAGACGAAGAAAACAUCACCGCUGGCGAGCCCGCUUAUAUCGAUAUCAGGAUUGAGAGGGAUGUUGAGGAAGACGAAGAAGUUGAUACUACCGUGUCUGCUCCGUUCUAUCCGGGCAAGAAGAUGGAGAAUUGGUGGCUGGUAGUGGGCGAAGAAAAGACAAAUAGCCUCCUGGCCACCAAACGGGUCACAAUUGGAAAGAAAUUGCAGCUCAAACUGGAGUACAUUGUUCCGACGCCUGGUGAGCAUGAGCUAACGCUGUUCUUGAUGAGCGAUAGCUAUGUGGGUGUUGACCAAGAUCCGUCCUUCAAGAUAACGGCUGCGGAAGGAAUGGAUGAAGAUGAGGAUGAGGAUGAGGAUGAGGAUGAAGGAUCGGAGUAGGCAAUGUCGUUUUGUUAUUUUUUUAAAAAUUUAACCUCCGAAAGUUGAUUUUCAUUUUCUCCGCCCUUUUGUUUAGACUGUACGGAGUGUACUGUGUAUGUAAUGUAUGGAUUUGUCUACUAAAAACGGCUUUGCUACGGUUUCCAUUUUGAGAAAAAAUUUAAAAUGAUUUUGUUUGGAUCAGAAUUUGUCGAUUGAAUUGAAAUGAGCCUGAAGUUGCAAACUGCUCAGUUCCUAUAACUUUAUAUAAGAUAGACAAACAUGAUCUCUACAUCUGGAGGGUUCUCUUAUUAAAGUUAGAUUUACG